UGCUCACGUGUCACUUUGGUCGUUCGUGGCGGUUCGUUUGUUUAAAACUCGUCGUCUCCGCUGAGCUAGCUCCGUUAGCCGGCUCUGCUAGCUUACUUUACAAUUCUGCGCGAAAAACUGCGCAAAAAACUGCGCCACCGCUGAGGGAACCGCUUUAAAGGGACUUUCUGUGUAAUCAGAUCCAGAUAAUUUCAUGUUAGCCUUCAGCUGGUUUGGCGGCAGGCUGCAGAGGUGCAGGAGCACCAUGAAACCACCUCCGCAGACGCAGUCUCCUCCCGUACGCAGCUCUGUAUUCGAAGGCAUCUACAACAACACGCGCAUGCUGCACUUCCUCACGGCGGUGGUGGGCUCCACCUGCAACGUGAGAGUGAAAAAUGGCGCCACGUACGAGGGAAUCUUCAAGACGCUGAGCUCGCAGUGUGAGCUCGCUGUGGAUGCUGUUCACAAAGUGAGUGAAGGAGGAGGAGGGAGCGAGUCCUCUGCUCCCAGGAUUGAGGAAAUUACUGACACCAUGAUCUUCAGCCCCACUGACCUCGUUACCAUGACGUGCCGGGACGUCGACCUGAACUUUGCCGUCAGAGACGCGUUCACAGACUCGGCCAUCAGCUCGUCGCGGCUGAACGGGGAGCACCGGGAGAAGGUGCUGCAGCGCUGGGAUGGAGAUGGGAACGGAGAGAACUUUGACCUGGAGUCAGACACGUCGAACGGCUGGGACGCCAACGAGAUGUUCAAGUUUAACGAGGAGACGUACGGCGUGAAGUCCACCUACGACUCCAGCCUGUCCAUGUACACCAUGCCUUUGGAGAGGGGGAGCUCAGAGGUUUACCGGCAGCGGGAGGCUCGAGCGGCUCGGUUAGCCAGCGAGAUCGAGAGCAACCUGCAGUCCCGCCGCCGCGUUUCCCUGGAGAACGACGAGGGCCGAAGCGAGGAGGACAAAUACAGCUCGGUGGUACGAGAGAGGGAGGAGAGGGCGAGCCCCGGGUUCACCUCCACGAGCAGGGAGGGUAAAUACAUCCCCCUCCCUCAGAGGGCUCGAGAGGUCGGCCUGUCUGCCAGCAGCAUCAGACCCGGGGCCUCCGGUCGGGCCGCCGCACCCGCUCCUUCCAGACACCUGCCGCCCAGCUCCUCCUCCCCCAAACCAGCCUCUGAUAGGAGCAGCCCGCUGUCUGUCAGGACCUCCUACUCUCCCAGCCAAUCGCAGAGCAGCCCACCCACAGCCAGCAGCCCGCACUGCACCAAUCACGUUCUCCCGCACUCCCUCUCGCAUCCACAGACGCUGGCCGACACAACACGCUCGUCUGUAAAUGGAGUUUCAUCCAGAAUGUCCCCGAAAUCCCUUCAGAGACCUCAGAGCAACAGGACGCUGCGAACCCCGAAUUCCCAGUCCUCCCCUGCAGCGUCUCGUGCUCUGAAACCAGACGCCCCUCCCCAGGAUUCCUCGGCAGUUGGCCCCGCUUACCUGGACUCCUCCCCUUCUGGUGUUACCAUGGGAACCACUGCCACCAAACCCUCUGGCCCCACCCCCCUCUUUCCUGUUGAUGUGAAUGAAAUCCUGAGCGCGGCGGCCAAAGAGCGAGCUGAGAGUCUGUCCACUCCGCAGGACUCCAAGAGCAGCAAAGCUCCUUCUCUUCAGCAGAGGUCUCAACUGGAGGAGCUCCGCAAGUUUGGCAAAGAGUUCAGGCUGCAGGCGAGCUCCUCCCCUUCGGCGAGCCCGGCCUCUGCAGACACUCCUCAUCAGGACAGCUCCACCCCCUCCACAGAGUCUUCCUCCUCCUUCUCCUUGUCCCCCAGCCCGCCUAAACCUGUCGCAGCUACAGAGGCAGCUCCGCCCAUCUCAGGAUCCGCUGCCUCGCCCCCUGCAGCUCCACCCAGCCCUCGCUCCUCAGGACUGGAGGGAGCGGCCGCCAGCGGAGAGGAGUCGUGCGGCGAGCGAGCAGAGGCUGUGACCCCGGCUGCAGUGCAGGUGAAAAACUCGACACUGAAUCCAAACGCAAAGGAAUUUCUUCCCGUUAAAGGAAACUCAGUUCUGAAACCGGCCUCGAACCCCGCCCCGCCUCGGCCGACCCCGCCCAGCCCCGCGGUGGUCCUCCCCGGUCCGGGACAGCCAGGAGGAGGGACCAUCUACAGCAGCCCACCGGGACACUACCUGUCCUACAUCUCCCCCAUCCCCCUGCAGGGACACGCCAUCCAGGCUCCUCAGGUGUAUCAGUACACCGUGUCCACUGUCAGCCAGGGGAAGUACCCCAGACCCAAAGGCUUGGUUGGGGGUCCACGUCCGGACCAUCACAGCUCCCCGGCCUCCUCCAUGAUCUCAGCUGCAGUGUCAGCAGCAGGAACCCCGCUGGUGGCCUCGCCUUACCCCCCGUCCUACCUGCAGUACAGUCAGGUGAUCCAGGCCAUGCCCCCACACUACCACGGACAGCCGGUUUACUCGAUGCUGCAGGCAGGUGCGAGGAUGCUGACCUCCAGCGUUGCUCCUCAGCCUAUCGGUCCUCCAGGCCCGCAGUUCCCAGGACAGGCCGACGGCCCACCGGGCCCCCAACAGGCCAUAUAUGCUGCUCAGUCCAUCCAUCCUCUCCACUCGGGCUCCAUCCAUCCUCCUCAGCCCUCCAGCACCCCCACUGGGAGUCAGCCCCCACCCCAGCACGCGACGCCCAGUCCCGGACACGCUCAGGUGAGUCAGGGCGGUUCUCAGGCUCAGUCUUUGUUCCACUCCGCGGGUCUGUCAGCUCCCACGCCUCCUAACCUGCCGCCGGGACACGGCUCGCCGCAGGCCUCCUACACCAUGCAGGGAUACAGCCUGCCCACCCCCCAGCAGCUGUCCCACGGCUUCCCUUCAAUCAGCCAGCUCACACAGGCUCACAUAACGGGCGCCAUGUCGGGACCUCACCACUCCGCGGGCCACGGCCCUCCGCCCGUCAUGCUGCACUAUGCCCCCCCACAGCAGGGUGGCGGCUCCAACCCCCAACACGGCCCGCCGCCCCAGCAGGGGGCACCGCAGCACUUCUACAUCGGACCCCCACAAGCUCUCCAGGUUCAGGCUCACCCCACCCAGCAGCUGUCCUUCCAUCCCUCUGCCAACUGAAAUCUGCACCGCUGGAUUCACGAAGGCGGCGUCGCCCCCAACUCGUAACAUUCCCCUCCUCCCGAUGAAUUAACACGUCCUCGUUUCUACCUGAAUGUUUUAAAGAAGCAGGCGACGGGAACGCCUCACAUGAGGAGUUUGACUGUUUGGACACACGGACAUGAAACCGGACUGAAGAUGUUCAAACUGGUGGAAAGUUUGGCCCCCGUCCUUCCUGUCCUUUUAGACGAAACCAGUUCAUUAUUAAUAAAAGCACUGAAAACACUUUAA
Molecule: messenger RNA, 3355 nt
Organism: Archocentrus centrarchus (flier cichlid)
Lineage: Eukaryota; Metazoa; Chordata; Actinopteri; Cichliformes; Cichlidae
Gene: atxn2l
Product: ataxin 2-like
Exons: 23
Coding region: 194-3085 (963 amino acids)
Biological process (GO): cytoplasmic stress granule assembly
Cellular component (GO): cytoplasmic stress granule
Molecular function (GO): mRNA binding
Source: RefSeq, a predicted model, not a curated record